GAUGUCUUAAAUCUUGAAGAAGGCAGCUAAAUACAGAACUGUAUCUACGAUACUUCAACAUGGGGAAGCUCAUUUACGUGAUCCAUAUACACUACCUCCUGAGAUCAUUACUCCACCUCCACGUAAUUAUUGUCAACAUUAAUAAAUUUAGCCAGAAAAGAAAGAAAGCCAGAUGAUAUUACUGAUUUCCCAGAGUAAAAAUUUGUACUUCUACCUGAAUCCAUCCCAUAUCCUGAAGGAAAGUACCGUCCUGCAUCAGUACCUUAUGUUUCUGGUUUCUAUCCUUAUAAUUGUUAUCUAUAGAAGGGAAAGGUAUUUUGAAUUAGCUAAAUUAAGAUUUACCAAUGGUGUUCAUGUGGUAUUUCAUAAUCAAAUCCUUGGUGUGAUGGAAUGUGUAAUGCAUCAGCAACAAGAAAUAGACCAAUUAAAUUCAAUGUCGAUACUUCUGGAUAUUAUAAAUUAUGUAAUUGCAAAUAGAGUGCAAAUGCUCCCUUCUGUAACGGAACACAUAGGUAAAGAGUAGUUAAAUUUCAAGAUAAGUGAUUCGUCAAUAUCAUGCUGGUUUUAGAGGAUUCUAUGAACUUUGGGGAUGGGCUGCCUUUAUGGGAACAACAGGAUUCAUCAUUUGGAAUUUCCAUAAUUGAAA
This is a messenger RNA of Paramecium pentaurelia, 646 nucleotides long. Lineage: Eukaryota; Ciliophora; Oligohymenophorea; Peniculida; Parameciidae. The record is from the annotation of a GenBank genome assembly.